Messenger RNA from Rhineura floridana, 2552 nucleotides. RefSeq names its product protocadherin alpha-5-like. Gene Ontology annotation, molecular function: calcium ion binding. The transcript has 2 exons. Gene Ontology annotation, cellular component: plasma membrane. The coding region runs from base 1 to 2400 and encodes 799 amino acids. The record is from RefSeq and is a predicted model, not a curated record. Gene Ontology annotation, biological process: homophilic cell-cell adhesion. NCBI's taxonomy places the organism in Eukaryota, Metazoa, Chordata, Lepidosauria, Squamata, Rhineuridae.
AUGGGGAGCGGCCAGCUCCAUUAUUCUGUGCCUGAAGAAUCCCAGCAUGGCACCUUUGUGGGUCGCAUUACCCAAGAUCUGGGGCUGGAUGUAGGAGAGCUGGUGCCUCGGCUGUUCCGGAUGGUUUCCAAAGACCAUGAGGAUUAUUUAGAGGUAAAUGUGCAAAAUGGGAUCUUGUUUGUUAGUUCCCGGAUAGACAGGGAGGUGCUGUGUGCCCAGAGCCCAGUAUGCACUAUUUACCAGGAGGUGAUCCUAGAUAAACCCCUGAGGGUCUUUCAUGUGGAAGUUGAGAUCAGGGAUGUAAAUGACAAUGCUCCUGUUUUCUCGGAGAGUGAGGAGAUGUUGAGCAUCGCAGAGUUAACGGUGCCAGGUGCUUAUUUCCCUCUAGAGGGAGCCUCUGAUGCAGAUGUUGGUGCUAAUGCUCAGCUCAAGUACAAGCUCAAUUCCACAGAAUAUUUUGUUGUUGAAGAGAAAAUCAAUGACAGGCACAGCAAGUCAUUAGUGCUUGUGUUAAAGAAACCUCUGGACAGAGAGAAAAUCCCUAUGCAUCAUUUAGUGCUAACAGCUACUGAUGGGGGUCACCCAGAACUCACAGGCACGGUCCAUCUUGAGAUCACUGUGAUGGAUGCAAAUGAUAAUGCACCUAUAUUUAACCAAUCUGUUUAUAAGGUUCAGUUGUUAGAAAAUGUGGCAGAUGGAACAUUGGUUAUUCAUCUCAAUGCAACAGACUUAGAUGAGGGAAUGAAUAAAGAAAUCUACUACUACUUCAGUAAGCAUGUUUCUCCCAAUGUAAAAAAUACCUUUAGCAUAGAUUCAGAUACAGGUGAGAUUAGGGUAAAAGGAAAAAUGGAUUAUGAAGAUAUUAAUCUAUAUGACAUUGAAAUUGAGGUGAAAGACAAAGGAACCCCUCCUCUCUCAGGACACUGUAAUGUCAUCAUAGAAAUAAUGGAUAUAAAUGACAACAACCCAGAAGUGACAGUGACAUCCCUAUCAGUACCUGUGUCAGAGGAUUCCCCACUGGAGACAGUGGUGGCCCUAAUCAGUGUCUCAGACAGGGACUCUGGCACUAACGGACAGGUAAACUGCUCUCUGUGGCCUCCUGGGCUCCCCUUCAAGCUGGUGUCCACCUUCAAGAAUUACUACUCACUGGUGCUAAAUGAGCUCCUGGAUCGAGAACAGGUUGCAGAAUACAAACUGGUUGUAACAGCACAAGACCAAGGGACCCCGUCACUGUCAGCCACCAGCAGCCUAGUGGUGCCCAUUGGUGAUGUGAAUGACAAUGCGCCUGCUUUUUCUCAGCCUUCCUACACAGUCUUUGUGAAAGAGAACAACCCACCUGGCGCUCACAUCUUUACAGUGUCUGCCUCAGAUCCUGACAUGGCUGAGAACGCUCUGGUCACCUACUGGAUAGAUGAGAAGCUCUGGCCACUGUCAAGCUACAUCUCAGUGCACUCAGAAAGUGGGAAGGUCUAUGCUUUACAGCCCUUGAACUAUGAAGAACUGAAGAUGUUGGAGUUCAAAGUGAGUGCAAAGGAUGCUGGGCUGCUCUCCUUAUACAGCAGUGUGAUUGUGCAAGUGUUUGUGGUGGAUGAGAAUGACAAUGCCCCAACAGUAUCUGGGCCAGAGAACACUCCCAUCUUGCUGGUGGUCCCUUUGGCUGUUGGACAGACAGUAGGCAAGAUCCGUGCUGUGGAUGCUGACUCAGGCUACAAUGCAUGGCUGCGCUAUGAGCUGCAUGAGGCAACUAGUGAUGGUCCGUGGCGAGUGGGACUAUAUAGUGGGGAGAUCAGCACCACACGUGUCUUGGAUGAGACGGAGGGUGAUGCUGGCAGCCAGAGUCUGCUGGUGCUGGUGAAGGAUCAUGGCAAGCCAAUGCUUUCCACCACAGCCACAUUGAGUGUGUCACUGGUGGUCAGUGCCCAGGUUAUCCACACUGAUGGCUACCUUUCUAGAGCAGGAGGGAGCUCAAAGCCCCUGGAAGAGAACACAAAUGUCUACCUGAUCAUUGCCAUCUGCUCAGUAUCCAGCUUGUUCCUGCUGGCAGUCAUUGUCUAUGUGGCUCUUCGAUGCCAGUGCCAACCCAAAGAAGCAGUGAUGUAUGGUCCUGGCACAGCCACGCUGGUGUGUGCAAGUGAAGUGGGCAGCUGGUCAUAUUCAAAUCGCCACAGCCACAUCCUGGCAGGCACAACUGCGGAGGUCAGUGCCAAGAACGACCUCAUGGUUUUCAGCCCCAACAUCCCUGCCUUUGUGGAGAAUGGAGACGUCAGGAAUGGGAAGGAAAUGGCUCCAAAUUCAUCUGGGCAGAUUCACAAUAGGGAUAUCAGACACCAGAUGCAACCUACUGGGAUCUAUUCAAAUGAUUAUACCAACGCCAAUUCAGAUGAGCUCCUUGGACCCUGAUCUUCACUACUUCAAAAAAAGAGACCUUUAAAAAAGAGAAAACACUGGUGGGCUUUAUGUCUGUGCUUGCAAUGGUUGCUUGGCAGAAUAUUUCUGUGGGAAAGCAGCUAUUGCAGCUGAUUCUUCUCCACACAGCCUGGUUGAUGGGGAGC